AUGGAUUUUCAGAUGGGUUCGAAUUACGAAAGCUUGGUAGACAUGUGUUCUGGCUCGUUGAUGAGCCAAAUCCGGACAUUUAAUGAAGAACAGCUUCGAUUAUUACUUGAUCAGGAGAGCAAAUUGGAUGCUAUGAUUGAGCAAAUGCCUCAGGUAGAAUUUUUAAAUUAUUUUUUGAUUUUUAGGAUGUAGUUGAGAUGGGUAAUCUAUUUUGAUCGGAUUUUAGAUAUUAAUGGCUAUUUUUCUUGGCGAAAUUUUAGGAAACAUUAGAGUACACAUUGUUUUAGCUUUUAAAAGUAAUUUUUCGGGUUUUCAAUUGGUUUUAAUUCACAUUUUACGUGGUGUUGUUUUAGUUAUUGCCUUUCUCAAGGCAGCUUUGGAACUCGAUUUUUUUAUGUUAAUGGUAAUGUAUUUAAGCAAAAAUUACAAAUAAGUUAGAAUAAACAUUUAAAAAAACAUUUAUUGUUAAUUUGCUAACUUUUUUUCGUAUUUUACUACAUAUUUUUUUAGUUCUCCACGCUGAAGUCGGACAAGGAAAUGAGGCUAAUAAUGUGCAAAAGCUUGGCUGAAUCCAAUGUAGCUAUGGAACCAAAGUUCAUACAAGACAAGGAGAACCUAAAUCAGACAUUACGAGAAGUUCGAGGUUUAAUCGCGCAAGUCAAAUCGAUGGAAAAGGAAGUUGGGGAUGAUAAUGGGCCUGAAAACCUGGAAACAACGAGCGCUUUGUUACAGUCGGCGGCUCAAACUGUUGAGGAUGAAAGCGAGGUAUGUUUUUGAGCUUUAGUUUCUUGUUUUAGGCAAUAAAAGUGCUAUUUUGAACCUCAACAGAGGUGAAACGGACUUAAAAGGCUUAUAUGAUUUCUAGUGCAAUAUAACUUUUGAUCUUUUCUUUGCUUUUUGCUAAACUCUUUAUUAAAUCUAUUUUUAAUUUGGACUCUGGAAUCUAUUGAAGAAUUGUUUUAAGAAUAUUUAGGCAGUAAACUCACUAAAAUAUUGUUUUAGAGGCUUUCCGACCAACUCCAGGACGGUGACCUUGAUGUAGAUGAAUUUAUCAAGGAAUUCGAAAAGAAACGUGUUUAUUUUCACUUACGAAAGAUUAAGGCCGAAAAGCUGAUUGAAUUAUCAAGGAAGCCCGCAUAUGAUCCUCAGACAGGUGGCUCUCGACCUUAUUCACAACCAAUCUAUCCUCAUCCAGCUAGUGGUUAUCGACAGGUUGGAGCCUUUAUGUAUCCUACGCCAGGCUACAGAACUUCAAAUUUUAUGUAA
Molecule: messenger RNA, 1266 nt
Organism: Bursaphelenchus okinawaensis
Lineage: Eukaryota; Metazoa; Nematoda; Chromadorea; Rhabditida; Aphelenchoididae
Source: the annotation of a GenBank genome assembly